Molecule: messenger RNA, 753 nt
Organism: Diutina rugosa
Lineage: Eukaryota; Fungi; Ascomycota; Pichiomycetes; Serinales; Debaryomycetaceae
Product: SDR family oxidoreductase
Exons: 1
Coding region: 1-753 (250 amino acids)
Cellular component (GO): intracellular anatomical structure
Molecular function (GO): oxidoreductase activity, acting on NAD(P)H, oxygen as acceptor
Source: RefSeq, a predicted model, not a curated record
AUGUCCGUGGUUAUUGUUACUGGUGCGCUGAGAGGCAUUGGCCGGGCCAUUGCCGACGUCAUUCUCGCUGAUGUUAAUGCCAAAGUGGUGGCGGUGGCUCGUUCUCAGGACAAGCUCGCCGACUUAUCCAACGCCUACCCUGGCCGCGUCGCCGUGGUUGCCGGCGAUGUCACCGACCACCAGGUGCUGGUGAAGGCGGUGGAGACGGCGGUGUCUCAAUACGGCAAGCUUGACGCCGUGGUGUUGAACGCCGGUGUCAUUGAGCCCGUGGGCGCGAUCGACGCCGUCCUGGUGGCCAAGUGGCGCCAGCACUUCGAUGUCAACGUGUUCUCGUUGGUCGACCUCAUUGCCACGGCGAUGCCCGAGCUCCGCAAGCUGCACGGCCGCAUUGUGGCGGUGCUGCUGGGAGCGUCCACCCACCACUACACCGGGUGGUACGCCUACGGGUGCGGCAAGGCUGCCGUCAACCACUUGAUCAUGUCGAUCGCCGAGGAAGAGCCCGACGUCACCGCGAUCCUGAUUGCCCCCGGGGUGGUUAAGACCGACAUGCAAUCGGACAUCCGCACCAAGUGUGCCGACGGCAUGGGUGACGACGCGCAAAAGUUCCACGACUUGCACGCCAACAACCAGUUGCUCGAGCCCGAUGUCCCCGGUACCGUGUACGCCAAGUUGGCGCUCAACGGGUGGGACAAGCUGCUCAACGGCCAGUACUUAAGAUUCAACGACGACGCGUUGAAAGCCUACCAAAAGUAG